AUGGGAGGAUGCUUCUCGAAGCCCAAACCAGUUGAAGUGAAAAUUGAAGUGGUGAUACCUGAGAAGGAGAGAAGCAAGGAGGAGAUGUCGCCCAAUGGGAAAGCCAGUCCCCUGAUCUACAAAGUCAAUGGUACUGCCCGGCAUUAUCAUCUCGAGGAGCAUCCCAUUGCCAGCAAUCCCUACCACAACCCGAAGGAUGUGGUGGAAGCAUCUGUGUGCCACGUGAAGGACCUGGAGAACGGACAGAUGCGGGAAGUGGACCUGGGCUGCGGGAAGGCUCUGCUCAUCAAGGAGAGUGGCGAGUUCCACGCCGUGGGACACAAGUGUCCCCACUACGGGGCUCCACUGGUCAAAGGGGUUUUGUCCAAAGGAAGAGUCCGCUGUCCAUGGCACGGAGCUUGCUUCAGCAUCGGCACAGGUGACAUAGAGGACUUCCCCGGCUUGGACAGCUUGCCCAGGUUCCAGGUGAAGAUUGAGAAGGAGAAGGUGUACAUCCGAGCAAGCAAGCAGGCUCUUCAGACACAGAGGAGGACAAAGAUGAUGGCGAAGUGCAUCUCCUUGAGCAACUAUAACCUGAGCAGUACCAACGUGCUGAUCAUCGGUGCAGGGGCAGCUGGACUGGUCUGCGCAGAGACCUUGCGCCAGGAGGGUUUCUCGGACAGGAUUGUGAUGUGCACGAUGGACAGACACUUGCCCUACGACAGACCGAAGCUCAGUAAGUCAAUGGAUUCCCACCCGGAGCAGAUCGCCCUGCGCCCCAAGGAGUUCUUCCGCACCUACGAUAUUGAAGUCCUGACUGAAAUGCAGGUUGUGGCUGUGGAUAUCAAGAACAAGGUAGCUGUGUUCAAGGAUGGAUUUAAGAUGGAAUACAACAAGCUGCUGAUAGCGACUGGAAACACGCCCAAAGCUCUCAGCUGCAAAGGCAAGGAGGUGGAAAACGUUUUCAACAUCCGGACACCCGAAGAUGCCAACCGUGUCGUGAAGCUGGCCACGAGCAAGAACGUGGUUAUCGUGGGAGCAUCCUUCCUGGGGAUGGAGGUGGCCGCCUACCUUGCCGAGAGGGCCCACUCGGUGUCCCUGGUGGAGCUGGAGGAAGUCCCCUUCAAGAAGUUCUUUGGGGAGAGGGUUGGCCGCGCUGUCAUGAAGAUGUUCGAGAGCAACAGGGUCAAGUUCUACAUGCAGACAGAGGUGUCGGAGCUGCGGGAGCAGGAGGGCAAGCUGAAGGAGGUUGUGCUGAAGAGCGGGAAGGUCCUGCGUGCUGACGUGUGUGUCGUCGGUGUUGGUGCAGUCCCAGCGACAGGCUUUCUCAAGCAGAGUGGCAUCAACAUCGACUCCAAAGGCUUCCUCGUGGUCAACAAGAUGAUGCAAACCAACAUCCCCGGAGUCUUUGCAGCUGGUGACGCUGUCACAUUCCCGCUGGCCUUGAGGAAUAAUAAGAAGGUGAACGUCCCUCACUGGCAGAUGGCCCAUAUGCAUGGCCGUAUAGCCGCGCUCAACAUGCUGGCCCACGGCACGGAGAUCAGCACAGUCCCGUAUUUGUGGACUGCUAUGUUCGGGAAGAGCAUCCGAUAUGCGGGCCAUGGGGAAGGAUUUGAUGAUGUUGUCAUUCAGGGAGAUUUAGACGAACUGAAGUUUGUGGCAUUUUACACCAAGAGCGACGAGGUGGUGGCUGUGGCCAGCAUGAACUACGACCCUAUCGUGUCCAAGGUGGCUGAGGUCCUGGCUGCUGGCCGGACCAUCCGAAAGCGCGAUGUGGAGCUGUUUGUCCGUCAUGGCAAAACCGGAGAUAUGUCCUGGCUAACUGGGAAAGGCUCCUAA
Leptosomus discolor (cuckoo roller) is the source of this 1818-nucleotide messenger RNA. RefSeq names its product AIF family member 3 (gene AIFM3). NCBI's taxonomy places the organism in Eukaryota, Metazoa, Chordata, Aves, Leptosomiformes, Leptosomidae. Gene Ontology annotation, biological process: execution phase of apoptosis. The record is from RefSeq and is a predicted model, not a curated record. Gene Ontology annotation, molecular function: oxidoreductase activity, acting on NAD(P)H; 2 iron, 2 sulfur cluster binding. Gene Ontology annotation, cellular component: cytoplasm; mitochondrion.